UCCAUUCCGAUGCUUCUGCAGGGCGGAAUCGGUAGUCCUGCCGGGGUUUUGUCUGUUCACGUUCUUGUCUCAGGCGGUGGAGAGUUCUUGGGCUCAGAGUCCAGGGAGAAGGCUGGAGAGUGGUGCUCCCGUCACACAGCCCAUGGUCGGAGCCUCCAGUGGUGUCACAGCUCACACUUGGGAUUGAAACUCCGAGUCACCGCCCGGACCCACGCCAGGGCCGGGACAGGGACCGCCAUUCCUGCAGCGGCUUCUACUCCCGCCCGCUCAGCCCACAGAGGGCAAUGGCGGCGCCUUUGCUGAGGAGACGGGCUGAGGUUGGCGUGACCUUUGAGGACAUUGCCCUGUACUUCUCCAGGGAGGAAUGGAGCCUCCUUGAUGAGGGUCAGAGACAGCUGUACCUGAAUGUGAUGCUGGAGAACUUUGAACUUCUAUCCUCCCUGGGUUGCUGCUGUGGAGCAGAGAAUGUGGAGGAAACGACUGAACAGAAGGUUUCUGUAAGAUUGUCACAGGCAAGGAAUCCCAAGUUAGCCUUGUCUUCCCAGAAGAGUCACCCCUGUGAGAGUUGUGGGCUACCAGAGCAGUAA
This is a messenger RNA of Myotis brandtii (Brandt's bat), 587 nucleotides long. RefSeq names its product zinc finger protein 547-like. The coding region runs from base 285 to 587 and encodes 100 amino acids. NCBI's taxonomy places the organism in Eukaryota, Metazoa, Chordata, Mammalia, Chiroptera, Vespertilionidae. The transcript is spliced from 4 exons. Gene Ontology annotation, biological process: regulation of DNA-templated transcription. The record is from RefSeq and is a predicted model, not a curated record.